UUUCUCGCCGACGUACCCGUUUCGGCCUGGGUCUCGUUUGAGGACAUGUGGAGCAACAAUCUUGAAACUAUUCAAAACUCCUGCGGCAUUCUCAACUAUGGCGACAACGACUCCCCAGAAGAGAUAGCGAACAUCUACAACGCGAUACAAGAUCGCGCCACUGCAUCUUUGGUCGACCACCGACUCAUCCUUGCCUUCAUUAUCCAAGAAUCCAAAGGCUGUGUUCGUGUUCCUCACACCACAUCCUCUGGCGAUGUGAAAAACACUGGCCUGAUGCAGGCGCAUCAUGGCCACGAAUACACCCCGAAGCACAGCGCGAAGAGUAUCCUGGCUAUGGUGCAAGAUGGGACGCAAGGGACGAAGAAAGGCAACGGCUUAGUGCAAGAAUUGAACGCGUACUAUGGCAAUCCGUAUGCUGCAGCGAGAGCGUACAAUAGUGGUUAUAUCCCUGGUAACGGGGAGUUGACUGAAGCCGCUGGCGCUACGAAAUGCUAUGUCAGUGAUAUUGCAAAUCGCUUGACGGGCUGGGUGAAGGCGGAGAGCAGUUGUUCGGAAUAA
Sphaerulina musiva SO2202 is the source of this 558-nucleotide messenger RNA. RefSeq lists its product as uncharacterized. The annotation marks the transcript as partial. Lineage: Eukaryota; Fungi; Ascomycota; Dothideomycetes; Mycosphaerellales; Mycosphaerellaceae. The record is from RefSeq and is a predicted model, not a curated record. The transcript has a single exon.